AUGCCAGCUGAAAUAGCAAGAGGCAAGAAAUAUUAGCAAUAGCAUAUCAAUAAUGACCUUCCAACCAAGGAUGAGCUGUUUAGUUAGCUGGGAAUAAUGCCUGACGAUGACUCUGUUAGAGCAAAUGAUCAUAGAGGGGAUCAUCUCAGAAUUUCUAAGCAAUUGAUCUAAGAUAAAGUAAGAGACUAUUGUAUAUCCCUCUAGUAAGAGCAAUUGAAUUACUUGCCCCCGAAACCCCCAACUCCUUUAGUGAUUAAAUAGAAAGUAAGUACUUAGAGACUGACUUCUUAAGAAUUAGAGAAAAUGCUAGAGGAGCAUAGAUAAUAAAUGCGUCCCAUAGCUGAGCAAUACGAGCAAAUGAGGUUGAGUGAUGUAAGAAGUAAAAGUUACAAUCCAAAAAGUUAACGAUCCAAGAGUCCCAAAGUUAAAGUGACUUAUCACGAAGAACCAGUUAAUAUUGAUAAAUUGAGACGCUCUCAGAAGGAUAUUGAAGGCCCACAUGGUGACUUUUUAAAAGGAGUGUUACCUAAAUAAAAAUUACAAAAAUUCAAAUCUGAAUCUAAGUUGAUAUCCGACGAUGAUUUCUAAAAGAAAUUCAAAAAUUAUUUGAGAAAUAAACGAAAGCAAGAUUUGAGUAGAAACAGUUCUCAAGAGAAAUUAGAAUUUGACUUGUACCAGAGUACAAGUCCAAAUAGAGGAAGAUGGAAUCAAAAACACAUAAACAGAGCAGUAUUUAAAGAUAGGAGUGUUCUAGGAAAUGAUUCUUCAAUCAGUAAAAGCAAGAGUAUAAGUAAAAGUAAGAGUAAGAAGGAUAAGAAAAGGGAUUAAUCAAUGUCAGAAUAACAAUUAUGUGAACAAAUAUUCAAGCAGAUAGAUAAUAAAUAAGUAGGUCUCGUUGAUAAAGUCCAAACAAUUAAAUACUUGAUUUCUAAUCCAGAAAUCAUGGAAGCUUUUAAUAUCAAUCCUAAGGAUCUAAAUCAGCAAGUGAAUAAAUUUCCAACAAAACAAUAAGGCGUUUUCACAUAAAGUGAAUUUACAAAGUUUUUGUAAAGGUACAAGAGUCAAUAUGAUCAUGAAGCAUUUGGUGGAUUGAGUCAUGUAUCAUAGCAGUAGUAAGUUUCAAGUUGUUUAUUGAAUGAAGAUUAAAUCUAGAUCUUAAAGAAUAUAUUUGAUCAAUUACAAAAUGAUAUGAUUGCCUAGAGAAAGGAAUUAAUUUAGGCAUUCCGUAACGACAUAUAAGUUGUGAGAAUGUUACAUGUUUAGGCAGCCUAUGUUGCAGCAAUUGAUAAAAUUCUUAAUUUAGAAUCUAUCUUAUCAUAAUUAGAAGCUUAGGCUUUUGAAUUCCCUUACAUAUCUUGGAAACAAUUCAUGGAUGCUUUUGAGUAUGAUACUAUGGUGAGCAAAUAGUAAUUAUCAUUUGCCAAUCUAAAGGAGUCUCAAAAAUAGGUGGAUGAUCAAGACAGAAUUGAUGCACCUGAAGAAUUGCAAUAGUUGAUCAAAGAUUAAUUCAAUAAGAUUGUAAUGGAUGAUUAUGUUACAGCCUUCGAUCUCAUUGAAUGCAUAAGAAGAGCACCACUCUAUUCAUAACUCAGAAAACAAAUAGUAAGAAAAUAAUCAAAGAAAAGUGAUAUCAAAGAGGAAACCUUGGAGUAAGUAUUGAAAAGAAUUGAAGAAACAGCAGAGGAGUAUUUGACAUUUCAAGAGUUUAUGAGUUACUUUACAAGAAGAGGACAGCCUAAAUUCAAUGAAGAAGUUGCAAGUCUCGCUAAAAGUGUAAAUGUAACUGAAGCCUUAUAAAAUGAUGAAAAUAGAAUAGAUGGAUAUGAUUCAGAUCCAGAACUACACACCUAUUAGGAUAAGAUGCUACCUAGAGAAAGAUUAAUAAAAAAACAUCCAAGUUAAUAAGCAUUAUUGACAUAUUCUCAUCGUAAGAAAUCAUUGCCAUCAAAAACCCCUAUAACUAAAGAGGAUUUCUUGUCUGCCAUUUAACCUAAACCAUAAUAUGGUGCACAUUCAAAACCAAGUGAUUAUCAAUUUAAGGUAACUCAACCAUAACCAUUCAAUUUUGAUAAGAGAGAAAAAGAACGUUCUCUUUCAAUUAGGGAAAAGAAGUUAUAAGAAAUGUUAGACGAUAAGAAGAGAAACAAUUCUUUUAAGAGUUUCAAAGCUAAAGAGGUUCCUUAAAUUGUGAAAUAAGAUGGUUUAUAUGAAAAAAUAAUGAAUGAUAAUGAAAAACGAAGAGAAGAAGUCAAGAAGAAUAGUGUUUAAUUGACUCUUAAAAAUGAGAGACCAUUUUCAUUUUAUAAAAGAGACAAGCAUUCAUCAAAAAAACCACGCAGAAAGUAUUGGGAGGAAAGAGAAAGGUUUGUUUUUAAGGCUAAAGCAAUACCUUGGCAUGUUCAUGUGGAAUUACUUAGACAAAUGGAAUAAGACGAAGAAACCAAGAGAAAAGAACGAAUUGCUAAACAUGCUUAAGAAUUGGCUAUGAGUUCCAGGAUGCCACCUAGAAUGGAGAUGCACGAGAGAUAAAAAUAAGGAUAGCCAUAAUCACCAAAAUAUAUGAAAACUCAAUUAUCCUACAAAGCUAAACCCAUUCCAGAUUUUGAGAAAUUGCACUCAUCCUUUUAGGAUCAAUUAAAUCGCAAAAAACUAUAAAUGAGAACCACUGAACCUGAACCUUUUAAUUUCCAACAAUCUCACAAAGGUGUAGAUAGACCAUAUCUUGAUAGAGAGAAUGAAACUAAAAUCAAUCCAGUAAAAGAAGAUAAAAUUGAAGAGGCUAGAAAAAAAAUGAGUAUCAAGCCUGCAAGAUAACCGCCUUCUACUAAGAAAUGGGAAAGUAAUUGUGAGUUCUUGAAAAAAGAGAGAAUCAAGAAAGCUGAGAAGUAAGAACAACUCAAAAAAGAAGAAUAAGAAAGACUGGCCAAAAAAGAAAAGUUCAAAUAAAGAGUCUAAUAAUCAGAAGCCAUUUAAGACAACUCCAAGAAACUUGAACAAUAGAGAAAAGAUAGAAUUGCUCAAUUAAAGAAGGAAUCCAAAGAGUAGGAAAUGAAACAAAAGCAAAUCAUUGAAAAUUGUAAAAGAAAGGCUACUGAAUAGCCAUUACUUGUUGAGAGACCCACCAAAAGAGAUGUAGAAUUAGAGAAAAUGAAAUAACUGAACAAAAUUGAUAAGAUGCUGAAGUAAAACGGAGUCAUGAAUAGAGACGAGUAUUUCAACAAAGAAGAGAAAGCUAUGCUUGAUGAUAUACAUUAUUUAAAGAAACAUGGAUAUGAAGAUGAUUUUGAAAAAGAAUGA
Messenger RNA from Paramecium tetraurelia, 3297 nucleotides. RefSeq lists its product as uncharacterized. The transcript is spliced from 5 exons. Gene Ontology annotation, biological process: cilium organization. Gene Ontology annotation, cellular component: cilium. Lineage: Eukaryota; Ciliophora; Oligohymenophorea; Peniculida; Parameciidae. The record is from RefSeq and is a predicted model, not a curated record.